UUGAGAUUACGAGUGAUAUAACUAAAAAAAAGUCUUAUAAAUAUAUUAUAUAAAGAAUGUAUAUACAUACAUAUCAGAACAAAAAAUCCACGGUACAGCUAUAAUUUCAAGUGACAAUAACGGUUGUAUAUAGUUGAGCAGGUGGAGAGGUGUCAAAUGAUAAUAAAUACUGAUAUGUUGUUUAAAGUUCCCGCCGCCGUGGCGUUAGAAUUUCCGGCGGAACAGCAUUGUCGCAGAUGAUCACGUGAUCGAAGAUCGACUUCUUCGUUUGUGGCCACGAGGUUUUGUGGUGAAAAUUAAGUGUACCGGGUGGAAAAGGCCCUUUAUUUUUGUAUUUAUACAAAAAUGCCCUCCAGCAACCCUUUGCCACCCAAAGAAAAUGCUUUGUUUAAACGAAUUCUGAAAUGUUAUGAACAUAAACAGUACAAAAAUGGGCUAAAGUUCGCAAAGCAAAUCCUUUCAAACCCAAAGUACAGUGAACAUGGGGAGACUUUGGCGAUGAAAGGUCUUACUCUAAAUUGCCUAGGACGCAAGGAAGAGGCUUAUGAUCAUGUACGACGUGGGCUCCGAAAUGAUUUACAAUCUCAUGUCUGUUGGCAUGUUUAUGGGUUACUUCAACGGUCUGACAAAAAAUAUGAUGAAGCUAUCAAAUGCUAUCGGAAUGCACUCAAGUGGGACAAAGACAACAUUCAGAUACUUAGAGAUUUAUCAUUAUUACAAAUUCAGAUGAGAGACUUGGAUGGUUAUAAGGACACGAGAUACCAAUUAUUUAUGCUACGGCCAGCCCAACGGGCUUCAUGGAUUGGUUUUGCCAUAUCGUAUCAUUUACUGAGAGACUAUGAAAUGGCCCUUAAAAUUCUAGAUACGUUUCGUAAUUCUCCAAUGAUAUGCUAUGAUUAUGAACAUAGUGAAUUACUCCUAUAUCAAAAUAUGGUCAUCCAAGAAUCGGGAGAAAGCGAACAAGCUCUUAAGCAUCUUGAUAAAUACAGCGAUCAAAUCUGUGACAAAAUUACCGUAAAAGAAACAUACGGUAAACUGAGACUUGAAUUGGGUCAGUAUAGCGAGGCUGUUGAAGUCUACACAGACUUAUUAAACUUGAAUCCUGAAAAUACAACGUACUACGCUAGGUUGGCAGAAGCCGAGAGACAUGCUGGACCGGAGGAUACACUUCGUAUGCUACAGCGAUACGAGGAACUGUUUCCUCGAGCAUUGGCACCCCGUCGUUUACAAUUGAACUAUGCAACUGGUGAUCAGUUCAAGUCGUUAGUUGACCAAUAUUUGCGAAAAGGCCUUCAUAAAGGUGUGCCGCCAUUAUUUGUUAAUCUUCGAUCGUUAUAUACGGAUCAACAGAAGGUAGAUACAAUACAGUCAUUGCUUCUCGAAUAUAAGGAUGCAUUGAAAGUCCAUGGUCACUUUAGUGACCAAGAAAAAAAGAAUCCGCGGGAACCCGCAUCAGCUCUUCUGUGGACUUAUUACUACCUGGCCCAGCAUUAUGACUACCUUGGCUGUACCGAAAGAGCUCUUAAAGAAAUUAAUGCUGCCAUUGACCAUACUCCUACACUUAUAGAACUCUUUGUUACCAAAGGACGAAUUUACAAGCAUGCUGGUGACGUUCAGGAAGCAUAUAAAUGGCUGGACGAUGCACAAGGAUUGGAUACAGCUGAUCGGUACAUUAAUUCUAAGUGUGCCAAGUAUAUGCUUCGUGCAAACCUCAUUAAGGAAGCAGAAGAAACAUGUGGAAAGUUUACCAGAGAAGGAGUUCUUGCGAUGGAAAACCUCAAUGAAAUGCAGUGUAUGUGGAUUCAAACGGAAGCAGCUAGAGCGUAUCAGCGUCUUGGAAAAUACGGGGAAGCUUUAAAGAAGUGUCACGAAGUUGAUAGGCACUUCUCGGAAAUCAUGGAGGAUCAAUUCGAUUUCCAUACGUAUUGUAUGCGAAAGAUGACUCUACGUUCGUACGUAGGACUUCUACGGUUAGAAGAUGUACUUCGUUCGCAUCCUUUUUACUUCAAGGCGGCAAAAUGUGCAAUAGAGGUCUACCUCAGAUUACACGAUCAUCCAUUACCAGAUCCGACCCAAGCCCAAGAAAUCGACACCGAGAACUUGGCACCGUCGGAGUUGAAGAAGCUGAGAAACAAACAAAGAAAGCAGCGCAGGAAGGCAGAGCUUGAAAGGCAGCAGGCUGCCCAGGCCCAAGAGAAGAGGGAACAGCAUAAUAAAUCUCGACAACAGACUGAUCCCGACCUAGAGCAACCUACACUGGAUGAACUUAUCCCAGAGAAAUUAGAACGGGCGGAAGACCCCUUGGAACAAGCGAUUAAAUUCUUGCAACCGCUGCAGCAGCUUGCAUCGAAUAGAAUAGAAACGCAUCUCAUGGCUUUCGAGAUAUAUUUUCGUAAAGGUCGGACACUCUUGAUGCUUCAAUCGAUUAAACGUGCUCAUCAAUUGGACGCGAACAAUCCCGAUCUUCAUGCAUGCUUGGUACGCUUUCUACAGCAUACUGGAGCUUCGCAGCUGGAGGGCGCUGUCGCGGAAGUUGUGAAACGUCAAACGAGCGGAAUAUUCUCAAAUUCGGACGCAGUCCAACUAAACGCCAAUUACUUAAAGAUGAAUAACAAGUCACUGCCGCAUCUACUCCAAGGUGCUCGAAUGCUCUAUCUCCUGGAUCCGAGCGCUCAAGCGAAAGCUCUUUCAUUGAUUACGAAUAUCGACGGCUCAGAAGGAGUCAAUCUGGAGAACUGCACGAGGGUGCUGGAAGCUCUGCGCAACGGUGACCUUGGUCAGUGCGAUUCAUCGAUAUCCAGCUACACCGCGAAAUGUGAAAAACAUUUUCCUUACGCGACUGCAUUUCGUCCACCUGAGCCGAAGUCCAUCGUAAAUCAUCAGGACAAGGAAAAUUCGAUUAAGAAUUGAUCCUGGCAUACAUUAUCCUGCGUCACCGAUCUGCGAUCUGUAGUUAGGGAGUGAAGCGUUUGAUCUACGUUAAAAACACGUAAAGUACGACUAGAAUUUAUACAAAUUGGCGGAUAAUUAACAGAUGUAAGCAUGUACUAUACAUAAACUGUUCCUGGUGAGUUUCAUGCAGUGAGCAGUGCUGGGACAGUGCUGGAUAAACAAUCUUAACAAAUUAAUAUGACAAACACGAGCCGUGUUCCGGCGCGGUCAAGAGUUAAAAAAAAGGACAGCAUAGCUAAGAUUAAAUAAUUAUUGAAACGGAUAAAGCGCUCCUCGAAUCUCGAGGGUCUACAAUACUAGAGGAAGGCCAAGAGUGUGGAAUGUUUAGUGUACAUGGUGCAGUGUGUAAAAUAAGGCGUGCGAGACUAACAUUGGUACAAAAAGACAAGACUUGAAUACUUCAUACACAUGCUUUGCGAAUAUUUGUACUUGAUAUUAAAAUGUAAUAUCUCCAGCGAUGCCUAAAUGCCACUCUACUGUGUAGAGUCACAACACACUCAACGGAAGUCAAGCACCAAAAUUGUACCCCUUGCGCGUCCAUCACGCUUUCUCCUUCGGUGACUUCGUUUUACAUCGCGUACUACUAUCCGGUUUUUUUAACCAUAAGCCGUUGAUCAAGACAGACGUGUAAUUGGGUUUUUAAAGUAUACACAUAAAACACACACAAUACAAUAUAGACGCUUGUACACUCACACACACACACACACACCAACAAAGUCAUAUAUUUACAGACGAGAAGGAAAGAACGAAAGAAUGACAGAAAGAAGAAUGUAGAAAGGCAAUAGAUAGAGGGUGAUAGAAAAAUCCACUCUUCAUGUCCGUGUUUUCAUUAUCUAGUGACGACAUAGAAAUUUGAUCACUCGAUACUCCUUUAAUAUUCUCUGCGAAUGAUACGUAUCGGCGGUGAAGAAAUGACAGGGGCUCUCGCCAACCACUGCAUGCGGUAAUCAUUGCGAAAAUGAGAAUUUGCGUACAUCAUACGCACACUACCAUAUCUGUGAACCAAAUUGAUAGAUUCGAACAUCUGUACGUGAGAAUAAAAAUUACAGAAACCUUGAAAUGAAUUAACUGCAAGACUCUCAACGUAAAUGUACAAUUAUUUUGCGAAUUUGUAGGUUCCUGUAAUAAUAUAAAUAUUCAAAGAACACAUCCUUGUUCAAGACUCACAGGUCUCUCAAUACGUUCUUCGUCGCUUCAAUGAUCGGUUUAAAUUCGUUGUAUAUUUACAAUCAAGGAAAACCAUCCCGUUUGUAAUUAAAAUGAAAUAUCUGCUGUACGAGCGAACCAAGCGAUUAAUAUUGUACAGCGAUACAAGUACAAGCUAUCUGUACGUAUAUAGUGGUUUUUAUUAAUAUGUUCCUACAAAAUAACUUCCCUUUGGAAACAAAAACGCGAUUUUUCGUAAACCCAAUCAUCGUCAUGUGCGCUAAUGGUCCGUCACAAAGUAAUGUUAUUACAACGUAAUAAUUAUCGGAAUAUUAAAUUAAAACGAUAAGCUACUGCAAGACGUUUACAAUGCUUCCCCUGCCCAACAAUUUGAGAUAGCGAUUAAAGGCUUAUCUUCAACUUUCGACUUACA
Cephus cinctus (wheat stem sawfly) is the source of this 4531-nucleotide messenger RNA. RefSeq names its product N-alpha-acetyltransferase 15, NatA auxiliary subunit (gene Naa15-16). Bases 346 to 2910 code for a protein of 854 amino acids. The record is from RefSeq and is a predicted model, not a curated record. Gene Ontology annotation, biological process: N-terminal peptidyl-methionine acetylation. Gene Ontology annotation, cellular component: NatA complex; cytoplasm. NCBI's taxonomy places the organism in Eukaryota, Metazoa, Arthropoda, Insecta, Hymenoptera, Cephidae. Gene Ontology annotation, molecular function: protein-N-terminal amino-acid acetyltransferase activity; protein binding. The transcript is spliced from 11 exons.